Tetrahymena thermophila SB210 is the source of this 909-nucleotide messenger RNA. Its product is annotated as transmembrane protein, putative. The transcript has a single exon. Lineage: Eukaryota; Ciliophora; Oligohymenophorea; Hymenostomatida; Tetrahymenidae. The record is from RefSeq and is a predicted model, not a curated record.
AUGCUAUUUCAUUCAGAGAUGAUUAAACAUUUCUAUCUGAUUUUAUCUCAAUAACUCUGUUACUAGAUGCAUUAGAUGGUGUUACCCCUUCUUAAGUUAAAUGAUGAAUAGAGUUAACUUUACUACUCUAUAUAUUAUUUAGGUUAAGUAAAAAUUUCUUAUUAUUUUCAAUAAUUAAUGACUUUUAAUUUUCUUGCUAACACUCCUACUCAUUUUACUAUUGUUGUUGCUCACUUAAAAUAGAUUAAUUUAUUUUAUUCUAUUCCUUUUAUUUAGCUUAUUAAUAUGCUUAGGUAGCUUUUAAAUUACUAUCUCGAUUAUGAAGUUCAUUUAGAGUAUUUUAUAUUUGAUCUUUAAUGGUGCUUUAAUAGCCUAAUUUUGAAUAUCUAAACUAUGGAGAAGUAACGAGAUCAAAUUAAGCAUCCCCAAAAGGAGAAAAAUAAUUUUUCUCGAUAAAUAAUUUAGUAUCUGGGUUAUUUAAAUUCUUUACAGAAUUGUAAGUACUUACCUUUUAAACGUGAUAGUUUUUAAACAAUUUAGUUUUUUUAUGCGAAUUUUAAGGGCUUUAAACCUAUUUUGUAACGUCACUAUUAUUUUUAAGUAUUUAAGUGCUAAUAUUUUGAGCAGGGUAUAUCAAAGGAAGUGCACUCAAGUGCUAACUCUAAGUAUGUGUAUUCUAACCAAUUAAUAGCUUACUAAUGUUACCGUGCUCAUUUUAGGUUUUAAUAUAAUUCUUUUUUGAAGUAGUUUGACUUUCUUACAAAUUUUUCAAUAAUUUACUACUCUAAUUUUUUUAGGCUGUUUGGCUUAUUUUAUUACCAAAUAUUUCAUCAAUCAUUUUUUAGCUUUUAUUCUUUUUUGCUUGUUUGUAUGAAUAACUUUACUAAGCUUUCGAACUUGGAGAAUUGA